GAAAGAAAAAAGUCAGCAACAUCUUUUGCUUGGCAUUAAAUGUUGAGUGCGUAAGAUCGAGGUAUCUCUUUUGUGUUUCUCAAGAUCAAGUACCAAAUCUUUAAACGGUAUUUUCGUGAUUCGUGAAUGGCCUAAUUUUUUCUCGUGAAACGUGAUUUCAUUAGCAGCCGUGAACCGUGAUUUUCGAAAAUAAUUCUCCGUGAAAUGAGAAAGAAGUAUUUAAUUUGUGGUAAACCGUAAUUCUGGUUGUAUCUUCUAUUACUUUCGACAGUAAUUAACAAUAUUGCGUGACCGUGACAGGACAAAUCAAUCCUCUUGCUUGGGUUUCUUUACCCCCUCCCCCCGCCUUCUCGUUGACUUCUCGAUCAGGCUCUCAAUACUCCUGCUAAUGGACUCGGAAUUGACAUAUCUGACAAAAAUAAUAAAAGGACUGACAAGCGAACUUAACUCACAAUGAGCUACAAUGUCAACUAUUAAAACUGACAUGGUGCAGACUGUCGUUCAAAAAGCCUCAACGCGCUGCUUUCAGAAAGUAGAUGCUUUUAAAAUUGCCAUCGGAAAUACCAUUGACGCGACUGUACGAAGGAUUUCGAGACCUUAUCACGCUCUAACAUGACCUGUCACGGCAUCCAGAUUGCUUUCCUCGUAGUUUUGUCAGCGAUUGUUUGUCGCGCCAUGAGGGCAGGUACGCCAACCAGGUUUGUCACGGAUAGUUUACCUACAGAGCACCAGAGAGUUACCGUUCGCCAGAGCAGAAAUGGUACUAUUAUGCCUUCAGUGGCUAAUGGAUACAUGGGAACAGUGAUUUACAGCGAUACUGUGCAUGUGUCUGGAGUGUUUAAUGGUAAGGCUUACCCGAAGAAGAAGCCCGUGUACCCGGUAUACUUCUACGAACACGCACACCGCGCUAGGAUUCCUUCCACCGUUGCUAUCGACUUCAGACUGGUCGGGAUUCAAGGAAAAACCUUUUACGCUUUGGACGUACUGGAGGGCGUGUUCUACAAAUGGUUCAAGGCUGAGAACUUAGACGUGGAGCAGAGAAUUUAUGCACAUCGAUCGCGGAAAAAUUUGUUGGUUGUGGAGAUAUCAGCUAAGAACAACGCUAACAAGGAGUUCUUGAUUAACCUCUCUACAAAUCGCGGAGAUUCUUCAGUGGAUGUUGAGUUCAAGACGACUGAGUCAAAUAGAUCUGGGGCUUCGGCAGCCUUUGGCAUGGUCAACGAAACUGAGGAAGCGGGUAGUAUGCGAGCUAAUUUGGCGAUGGUUUGGACUGAAAUAGGGACCAGCAAGCCAUUAACCAUAAAAGCAACCUCUGAGGAGCAGACCUGGUACUACAUCACCUCAAUAGCCACAAACCUGGACACCAAGUUCAACCCGCUCUCUGAAGCUCUGUACCAAUGGGACGAAGCUAUGCUAGUCAAGGAGGAACUGCUGGCAGAACACAAAGCGGCUUGGAAAGCAUUAUGGGACACUGGUCGGAUAGACAUUGAAGGUGAUCUAGAGAUGGCACAGGCAGUGCACGGUAGUAUGUACUACAUUCUAAGCUCCACUCGACAUGAUUGGCCGUACGGAUUAAGCCCCGGGGGUCUACCGGGUGGAGAGGAGUACAUGGGACAUACAUUCUGGGAUCAGGAUAUUUGGAUGUACCCCCCUCUAGUCCUGCUUCAUCCAGACUUGGCCAGAAGUUCCCUCAGAUAUCGUAAGGAUCGGCUGCCGGCUGCGCGCAGAAUCGCUAAGGAGUAUGGAUUUAAAGGCGCAAUGUUUCCAUGGGAAAGUUCUUACACGGGCCUGGAGACGUCCCCAGGUGAGAGGUACGGCAAAAACCAGAUCCACAUCAACGGCGACAUAGCUUUCGCUGCAAAACAGUUUUGGAUGGCAAGUAAAGACUCCAGUUGGUUGCAAGAGAUUGGGUACCCACUUGUCUACCAGACCGCGGAGUACUGGGCUAGCAGAGUAGAGUACGACGUUGCCAAUGAUAGAUACGUCAUCAAUCACGUGAUGCCGCCGGAUGAAUAUCACUAUCCGGUUAACAACUCUGUGUACACCAAUGUGGUGGCUAAAAUGAACCUUCUGUUUGCCAAGGAAGUUGCCGAUAUCUUGGGAAGAGAGAUUCCCAAAGAAUGGCUAACGAUUGCAGAAAAGAUGUACAUCCCUUUUGAUAGCGAGAAAAAUUAUCACCCUGAAUAUGAAGGGUACACGUUAGACAAAGAGGUCAAACAGGCUGACACGAUUCUUAUUGGUUUUCCACUGAUGUACGACAUGGACGAGAAGGUCCGUUAUAAUGACUUGAAACUCUAUGAAGAACGUACCGACCCUGAUGGACCGGCCAUGACGCAUUCUAUGUUCGCUAUUGGCUGGCUGGAUUUAGGAGAGAAUAAGAAAGCUGAGAAACCUUUUCUAAAGAAUUAUGAAAAUAUCCGCGGACCAUUUAAGGUAUGGACGGAGCGGCGCGAUAUUUGGGGCGCGGUCAACUUCAUUACGGGUGCUGGUGGCUUUUUGCAGACUGUACUUUAUGGUUAUGGAGGAUUCCGACUGAAAAAUUUUGGACUGGCUUUUAAUCCCUCAUUACCACCCAAUGUCACAAAGAUGACAAUCAGCGUGCAUUAUCUGGGAAGCCUGAUGGAUUUCGCUGUGACUGAAAAAGAAAUAAAGAUCACCCUGCUCUCUUCUGGUCCUAUUUCUCCUAGUCUAAAAGUGUCAACUACUGAAGGAGUAUUCAACCUUGAGCGCGGUAGCCCUGUUACAAUCAGCAACACUGGAGGCACAGUGUGCGUGCGCGAUUUUAAACGACAAAUCUCUAGCCAAGCUUGUGAUCAUACUUCUCUUCAUAUCUGCAUCUUGUUCUUGGUUAGCUUUUGUUUGUAUCUCCUUGUCACGAACGGCUACCGCUAAAUGACAGGCUACUGUACGAUUGUUCUUCUUUUAACAGAAUGCUUUUUACGGUGCCCUUUCCUCCCCUCUCAUUCAGUUUCAUGGUUGUGAAUUUUGGUGAUUUUGUACGCAAAAAAACAACAAACAAACAAACAAACAAAAAUGAUCAAGCUGGAAGCACUGUUCCAUUUUCAAUCCUUAGGCGAGAAUUUUAAAGGAUUUUCGAGAAAUAAACAUAUCCUUUGAGUUUUAACGGAUGUCACUUUGCUGUCAAAUUUAAUAAAACAAGAUUAAAUUCUGACGAAAAUUAUCCAGUUCCUAGAAGUGUGUUGUUUCUCCAAAACCAGGCCCAUUUCUUGGGGUAUAGGAGAGUAAAGGUUUGAAAAGCUGAUCAUGAUCUGUAAUGAUUUUCCAGGGGAAAGCGUUUCAGAAAUAAUCGAGGUUUCAAAAAGAAAUAAGGUUCAGAGGCAACUAAAAUUUCGAAAAUUUAAACUGGCUUUCGACUCCAUAUACAGAUUAAACAAAAAAAAAAAAAACUUGGGCAAACUUUGCGUCUUAUCCUGUGAGUUAAAAUUCGAUAAUAAAAAAAUUGGGAUCACCAGGCUCGUUUUUGAGUUAUCAGCACUUAAAGCACUUAAAGCACUGAAAGCCAAAAUUAAGGGUGUUUUUAGCAGUUCAUACAGUUGCUAUGGUAACUUUUUACUACAUUUUGACGUCCUCCGUGAUCAAUUAGUGAACAGACGCACGGCGACAUGAAAUCUAUCUGUUUUAUACAACAGAGACACAAAAACAAUGUUAACGUUAAUGACGUCAUCUUUAAGUCUGUCCUCCGAUAGAUCAGAAGAACCAAUCAAAACGCGAGAAUAAUUUGAAUUGUUAUGUGAUGGCUGAGAGUCUACAUGUACCAGUAGCUUAGCCAAGCAGAUUGCCGCAUUUGUAUUACUAUACUAA
Molecule: messenger RNA, 3822 nt
Organism: Orbicella faveolata
Lineage: Eukaryota; Metazoa; Cnidaria; Anthozoa; Scleractinia; Merulinidae
Product: protein-glucosylgalactosylhydroxylysine glucosidase-like
Biological process (GO): carbohydrate metabolic process
Molecular function (GO): hydrolase activity, hydrolyzing O-glycosyl compounds
Source: RefSeq, a predicted model, not a curated record